This is a messenger RNA of Parascedosporium putredinis, 1044 nucleotides long. Lineage: Eukaryota; Fungi; Ascomycota; Sordariomycetes; Microascales; Microascaceae. The record is from the annotation of a GenBank genome assembly.
AUGGCUCGCCCGCAGCUGGAAGGCUCUCUGAGCCGUUUUUGCCACCAGUACCUGCAACUGGAAAAGCAGCUGGACUAUCCGGAUGGCCAUCUUUUGCGCCGGUCCGACGUUCAAGAAGCUUUAUAUGAGAGUCUAUUCGCAGAAGGGGCGGUGCCGUUUCCGCCUCCGCAAAGAUAUCGUGCUAGGGUCUUGAAGGAAUUACUCUCACGGAUAGAGAAGAGCAUCCAUGAUUGGGAAGAGCAGGGAGUAUCAGAUAGCCUUAUGGAGGCCUUUGCCGAAGUCCUAGCCGUGCCCUUACCAUCAGAGAGCGAAGCCGUUCAGCAAACGGAUUACGUCACUUACUACCUGUCACUCCUCAAUGGUGACUCCGAAACCCGCGAAGCCCACCAAGGGACCCCGGAGAAAACCAUCACCCUCCUUGAAUCUCGGGGACUCGUGGCAUCAUUCGGUACCACGGGAUUGCGUACCUGGGAGGCCGCUCUCCACCUAGGCCAAUGGCUCUGCACCGUGCCAGAAAUCAUCAAGGGAAAGCGCAUUCUCGAGUUGGGCGCGGGCACGGGCUACAUCUCGGUCCUUUGCGCCAAGCACCUCGGCGCCGCCAGAGUCCUCGCUUCCGACGGUUCUGAGGAGGUCGUCGCAGGCCUUGCCGACGCCAGCUUCCUCAACGGCCUCCAAGGCUCCGACAAGUUCGCCAUCACGGAGCUGUUCUGGGGCCGCGCCCUACUCGGCACCGAGGAAGCCGAGUGGAACGGCGGCGAGGCGAUCGAUGUCGUCUUGGGGUCGGACAUCACCUACGAUCCUCGCUCGCAGCCGGCGCUUGUGGGUACCUUGGGAGAGCUGUUCGACAUGUUCCCUGGCGUCAGGGUCAUUCUUAGCACCGCGGAGAGAAACGCGGAGACGCUGAGCAGUAUGCUGGACGUGUGUAAGUCCCAGGGAUUAUUGGUGGACUUUAUCGAGUACCCCGCGCCAGCAGCCGUGGAGCAGCAAGGCCCCUUUUAUCCUACAGGCGUUCCGAUUCAUAUUGUCGAGAUUCGAAAACCGUGA